Lepisosteus oculatus (spotted gar) is the source of this 3049-nucleotide messenger RNA. The record is from RefSeq and is a predicted model, not a curated record. NCBI's taxonomy places the organism in Eukaryota, Metazoa, Chordata, Actinopteri, Semionotiformes, Lepisosteidae.
GAAGAAUCAUUUGUACUGUACACCGCACUGCUUCAUUUGAGGUUAUCCUGAAAGGUGUCGCCUGCAUAAUGCCAAAGGCAAUGAGCGAGCAGCAGGAGCUUAGUGAGGACAUCAGCUUCCUGGCCUUCCAGAAUGAGGGGGAGCCCACCAAGGAGGGAGAGAGCCAGACCCUCCCUCAGUGCAGGGUUCAGGAGAUCGAGACUAUGCCCUAUGACGAUGUGAAGAAAUGUUAUAGAGGAUCAACGGUGAAUAAGUACAACUCCCAGUACCACAAGCUGUUCCAGAGUGUGCCCCAAGAAGAGAUUCUGAUGAAAGUGUACUCGUGCGCGCUCCUCAGAGACAUACUUCUACAAGGACGCCUUUAUAUCUCCAAGAACUGGCUGUGUUUCUAUGCCAACUUCUUUGGGAAAGACAUCAAGGUGGCUAUCCCUGUGGUGUCCGUACGGCUGGUGAAGAAGCACAAAACAGCGGGGUUGGUUCCCAAUGGGCUCGCCAUCACCACUGACACCAGUCAAAAGUACGUGUUCGUGUCACUUCUGUCUCGGGACAGUGUUUAUGAUGUGUUGAGAAGGGUCUGCACUCACCUGCAGGUUAAUGGCAAAAAGAGCCUGAGCCUCAAGCAGUACACUGAGGAGCCCAGUUCCUUAUCCCUGGACGAGUUCCCUGUUCCUGACGAGUACCCCCCGGUCUUGAAGUGGAGGCGGAAAACCUCCACAGCCUCUGUGUCCUCCUCCCUUCCCGACCUCCUGGGCAACUCCACCAGCAGCCUGAGCACUGUGGACGCCUCCUUCCCAGCCAGCGAGCCCCUGGAAGAUAGAGGCUUGGAGAGUGAGAAGAUACUGUUGACAGAGCCUGUUCCUGAACUUGGACAGAUGGAAUACCAGCUUCUCAAAUUCUUCAUCUUGCUAAUCAUUCUGCUCAUCCUGUCUUCCUGUUACCUGGCAUUCAGAGUAUCCAGUCUGGAACAGCAGCUUUCCUUCCUAAACACUAAUCCCGUCUUUCCCAUGAGUGAGAGGUAACCUCUUCUCUGGGCAGCGUCUACAUAGGAAGAUGUUUCUGGGACAAUCCUGUCUGUCACUGCCUCAAGAAUUAAAGAACGGACUUAUUUAUUUACAUUUUUAUGGAAUCUAGGUCGUGAUGAAAUGCGGUUAUUUAUUUUAAAAAUCCAGCUGCCAGAGGAGCAGGGAUUCCCAGCCUGGAUUCUCCCAGCUCCACUCUCGGACACUACAGCUCUGUCCUGGAGGCACAGUAGAAUUUCAACCCCCCCAUCAGGAGAUAAAGUAAUAGAUAUAAGUCACGGACAUGCAUUUCAGCAUCUGUAGCCAUCUGUAGCAUCUGUCUUGGGGUGUUACAAGAUGCAUUGGGGUUUCAGCAUUAAGACAAUGAAGUGGAAGAAUGUCAGAGCAAUGCUGUAUUUUUCGAGACCUGAAAGGUUUACAUUACAGGCAGAGGAUAAGAGACUUUGCCGACUGAAACUCCAAUGCAAGCCUUGAAAAAAGAAUGAGGAAGCAUCCUUACCAUUUCAAUUCAACCAUUAUUAUUAAUCGAGUUUACACCUUUUUCACCCCAUUUUCCUAAUUUUCUUACUUUUUGAUCACUAGUGCUCACCGUUCUUCUCAUAUUAUAAUGUUCACCUUUUUCCUUGGAUAACACCUCUCUCCUUAUCUCUCCUAUCACAAGUUAUCUCUGCUGUCUGGCCCAGCUUGACUCCCCACAGGUGCAGGUUACACAUCCUGCUGUGACAGUUACGUUUUUUCAGAGCUCUCAGGGGACUGCACCUGCCUGAGUUGGUUUCUGCUUAUCCCUGGGCUUAAAAACCGACCGCAGUAUCCUUUCCUGCCCAGCAGAAACAAAUGAAACUGGACUCUUUACCUUCUCUUCGUCUUGACAAUCAGUCCAGUGGCAAAACUGGAUGGAAAAACAAGUGCAAUUUCUGGACUUGGACUAAGUCUGUGCAGGAAGACUUCCUCAAUCUUUCAGGUCUUCAUGCUGAAUCUCAUUUGCAUGGUAGACAUGGAGCCCUGUAUUGAAUAGACAAGCUGGACCUGAAACUUAAAUUGCUGCUCGAACUCAGAUUGAAAUCGAUCGCAAGAAACUUAACGUGACAGCAAAGUCUUCUGGCACAAAUUGGUUGUCGGUGCCUGCUGUAGGCAGACCCUUAAGAAGCAUUUCAAAAGUUGUCAGAAGAUGCUGUGUUUGUACUAGCCAAAACAAGGCUACAGCAGAUUUUAAAUGGCUAAAUUGUAGUCAAUUGCUUACCACGGUUGUUAUCUUGUGUGAGUUCUCCUACUGUAAUCUAGGAGAAAGUACUGUGAAUGCAACACUCUAAAGGGUCGACAAUGUAGUAAUUAAGGAGCUGUUAAUGUUGCAAAAUGGUGAGAUUGAGAAUGAGAGAUCAGCUUAGAGGAGAAAAUUCUGCAACCACAUUUUUCAAUGUUAUUUUUUUCCCCAUAGAUAUUUAUUUUCCCUAUCAGGAACGAAUUUACCAGAUAUGCCAACCCUGUGAAAACUCUACAGUACGUGACAAUUCUGAGCUGCCAUCUAGCUGUCCAGUAAAAUGCACUUUAUACCACCCCUUCUCCUAAUGUUGUCACCCAAAAUGACUGAAAUUGGCUGCAUUUGAGCCCUUUUCACAUUACUCCAGACAGAAAUUUAAAACUGUAACUGAACAAAGAAAAAUGUGGUGUUGGGAAGCUCUAUUUCUGUCAAAGUGUCCAGUGUGCUGUGAGAAAGUAAAUGUAAAGUAAAUGAAAUUUCAAUGUUAAACAUUUCAGUCUAAAUGUGGGAGCACAAUCAGAAGGAAAUUUUGAAGUUCUGGUUUGGACAUGAGUCAUACAGUACAUUUACAAGAUGUGUUCAGGAUCUACUUUUGUACACUUUUGUAAUGAAACAAGGCACUUAUUGUACAGGGGAUCAGAUUGGAGCUCACCCGACUCUUUGCAGUCAUUAGCUUUAUAAGCAACAGGCUUGUAGAACUGUACUAUAUAUUAACUAAAAUCACAGAUGACUGUGAAACAUGUGUGACUAAUAAACAGCCUUUUAUCCAUCA